Messenger RNA from Scatophagus argus, 1758 nucleotides. Its product is annotated as basement membrane-specific heparan sulfate proteoglycan core protein-like. Gene Ontology annotation, molecular function: cell adhesion molecule binding. The transcript is spliced from 8 exons. The coding region runs from base 108 to 1253 and encodes 381 amino acids. Gene Ontology annotation, cellular component: cell-cell junction. The record is from RefSeq and is a predicted model, not a curated record. Lineage: Eukaryota; Metazoa; Chordata; Actinopteri; Scatophagidae. Gene Ontology annotation, biological process: cell-cell adhesion.
GUAAGUUAGGGGUUGAAGGUUGAAAGUGGUUGUAUGAAAAGGAGAGGGACACACACAGAAAGAGAGAUAGUACACAGGAGAGUGAGCGACUCUGUUCUCUGUUCAUCAUGGAUGUCUCACGUGGCGUUUUGAUCCUCUGUUCUCUCUUAUGUACAGUGACUGCUCAGGCUCCUGUAGUCUCAGUGGAGCCCCGGACUGCUACCGUGCGCCAGGGGGAGUCUGUCAGCUUCAGGUGCCAAGUGAGCAGCGGUGCACAGCCAAUCACAUUCAUAGGGUGGAAGAGAGCCAAUAACCAAGCAUUACAAGACAAUGUUAAGCUUGGUCCUGGUAACAACGUGCUGACGGUUUCCAAUGCCCAACCUGGAAACCAGGGCCAGUACCACUGCACAGCAAGAAACUCUGCAGGCAGCAGCUCUGCCACAGGCAUGCUGAACGUCAAAUUCGCUCCUAAAGUGCGGCUGACGCCACCAGGGCCCCUGCGGGUCAGGAUCGGUGACCCCGUGUCAGUGGAGUGUCGCGCCACAGGCAGGCCACGCCCCACGCUGGCCUGGAAACGCCAAGGCUCCACCCUGCAGCUGGUUACCAGGGAGACAAAUGAUGCCAACACCAUACAGUGGCCUGCAGCGCAUCCAGAAGACUCAGGAGUUUAUAUUUGCCAGGCUGAAAACACUGAGGGGAUGACAGAGGUCAAAGUUGAGGUCACUGUUGAGGGUGGGCCAGGGGCACCGGUGGCUUCAGUGGGCACCGCAGAAAUGACAGUGGUGGAGGGGAAUACAGUCACAAUGACAUGUCAGGCCAGUGGCUCCCCUACUCCUGUCAUCACCUGGUCCAAGCUCAGAGCACCGUUGCCAUGGAAACACACUGUGGCCGAUGGAGUUUUGACACUGACCAGUGUCGGGCGGCAAGAUUCGGGACAAUACAUCUGUAAUGCAACCAACAUACAUGGCUAUAGUGAGGCGUACACGCAGAUGGAGGUGGAGACUCCUCCGUACGCCACCUGCCUGCCUGAACAGGUGAGGCUUCAGCCCGGAGAUACCCUGACCCUGCAGUGCCUCGCCCACGGCUCUCACCCCAUUCAGUUCGUGUGGAGUCGGGUGGGCAGGAUGAGCAUGCCUGCUGGAGCAGAGACCACGAAGGAUGGAAAGCUGAUCAUAGCCCACGUUAAACUGAAUCACAGCGGAACGUACAAAUGUGUGGCCACCAACCACAUUGCCUCCAGUGAGGCACUAGCCAGAGUCAUCAUAAAAGCUUAAUCCAUGGUAGUCACGCUGUGUCUGAUUGAUACAACAUCUAUACAGUGCUUACAACUUCUGCAAGCCUGGUUUGUAGCCACCAACAUGGUCAGACAAUUAAUACUGCAAAAUCGGACAAAAUUUUAUUUAACAGAUUAUAUUUUGAUGUGUUAAAGUGGAAGGUACCAGUGCUGUUCAAACUUUUGGUUUUAUUAUGCAUAUGGGGUUAAUUUUGUACUUUUAUAGAAAACUAUUGCUGUUGUUGCCCUUCCCUCAUAUUUGCCUUUGGAAAGUUUUUUUACAACUAUGUGUGGACCGACAUCCUACAGUAUGUGUGUGUGGGAGUUUCUCUUGCUGGAAUGUCUCUGUGCCCUGUGUUCCUCCCUACAUGUCAUCUGCUAAGUCUACACUGCUUCCAAAACUGAAAGGAGGGCACUAAACUAACCAAAAGCUGCUCAAAGAGAGCCUUGAUUAUACCCAUUAAAUAUAAAAACAAUAAAGACCAAAAAAGUUUGAUUAAAAUGAA